CAUAAAUUUUUACAAAUAUCUCACUGUGCAAAUUUUUGAUUACUUUUAUUCUCUUUCUUUACAUCAAAUUUUUUUCAGAGGAAUUGUUAGGGGAUGAUGGGGAUGAAGAAGAGUUAUUUGGCAAUGAAGACAGAUGCAGCAGUCGCAAGUGAUCUGAUUGAUUCAGAUUUGAAGGAAAUUGGUUUUGCUGCUAAGAAAUUAGCUAAGCAUGCCAUUAUGCUUGGUGGCAUUGGUUUUGGCACUACUUUCUUCAUGUGGCUUGCUUCUUUUGCUGCUAUUUACUUGCUGAUCUUGGAUCGAACAAACUGGAGGAGCAAUAUGCUCACAACUCUCCUAAUUCCUUACAUUUUCUUGAGUCUCCCUUCGUUGUUGUUUGGUUUGUUCAGGGGAGAUUUUGGAAAAUGGCUAUCUUUGAUCGCUGUUAUAACACGCCUUUUCUUCCCUAAACACUUUCCAGAUUGGCUAGAAGCGCCAGCAGCACUGGUCCUUCUAAUGGUGGUGGCUCCUAGUUUGUUGGCUGACACCUUCAGGGAUAGUUGGAUUGGUACGUUGGUUUGCCUAGUUAUUGGAUGUUAUCUUUUGCAAGAACACAUUAGAGCUUCUGGAGGUUUCAGGAAUUCUUUCACUAAAGCCAAUGGCAUUUCAAACACUGUUGGGAUCGUUCUCCUUUUGGUAUAUCCAGUCUGGGCAUUGAUUCUACACUUCCUAUAAACAAAGUCGACAAUAUUGGCUCUUCUUUCACGACCACUUGUCAUGAUUGCAAUUUGCUUGGAAGAUUCAAGUCUGAUUGUUUUUUCUUCAGUUUAUUUGGAUUUUUUAUUUUUAUUUUUAAAAAUCAGUAUGAGUAAUUUUGUAAUAGAUUGCUUUCUUCUUGUCUGAAUAAUGUGUUUUUGUGCCCAGAAUUCGUUACUUUAUAUACUACUAUGAAUUAUGGA
Molecule: messenger RNA, 935 nt
Organism: Nicotiana tabacum (common tobacco)
Lineage: Eukaryota; Viridiplantae; Streptophyta; Magnoliopsida; Solanales; Solanaceae
Product: cold-regulated 413 plasma membrane protein 1
Cellular component (GO): membrane
Source: RefSeq, a predicted model, not a curated record